Molecule: messenger RNA, 1518 nt
Organism: Lathyrus oleraceus (garden pea)
Lineage: Eukaryota; Viridiplantae; Streptophyta; Magnoliopsida; Fabales; Fabaceae
Product: arogenate dehydratase/prephenate dehydratase 1, chloroplastic
Exons: 11
Coding region: 120-1271 (383 amino acids)
Biological process (GO): L-phenylalanine biosynthetic process
Cellular component (GO): chloroplast; cytoplasm
Molecular function (GO): arogenate dehydratase activity; prephenate dehydratase activity
Source: RefSeq, a predicted model, not a curated record
AAAAUUCAAAGCAUGUCAUCUAUCUUUCAAUUUCAGUUAGCAUAUGAAAACAAAAUUGGUUGGGUCGGUUAAAGAGUCUCUUCUUAAGUCUUAACUAACAAAUUUUUGAUUUUGAUUGAAUGAUGGCUCUUGAUUUUGUUAUUAAUAAGGGUAUUACUCCUACAUUCAUAUGGGGUUCUUUUGAUUCUGUGUUGGUUAUUGGGAAUCUGAGAUAUGAAAAUGUGAACAAAUGUAGUUGUUUCACUGUUUCAGCUCAUCAGAGAGCUAUCAUUCCUGUUGAAGAUCAAAAGCCAUUCCUUCAUUCUGCUUAUCAGAAUCACUCCAAGGGCUUUCACAGAGACAUCAACAUGCUUCCCAAGCCAUUAACGUCAAUUGAUGAUUCGUCUUCUGCAAGUGAUGGAUCAAAGGUGCGCGUGGCUUAUCAGGGAGUGCCGGGAGCAUACAGUGAGGAUGCAGCUUUGAAGGCGUAUCCAAAUUGUGAGACUGUGCCAUGUGACGAUUACGAAGCUGCAUUUAAGGCAGUUGAACUGUGGUUGGUUGAUAAAGCGGUUUUACCAAUUGAAAAUUCUGCGGAUGGAAGCAUCCACCGCAAUUACGACUUACUUCUUCAACAUAAGUUGAAUAUUGUCGGAGAGGUGCAGCUGCGUGCUAACCACUGUCUCUUAGGAUUGCCCGGUGUGACCAAGAAGGAGCUCGUCAGUGUUGUGAGUCAUCCUCAGGCUCUUGCUCAAUGUAGGACGGUGCUGAACGAUUUAGGUGUUGAUAAAGUUCGUGACCAGGAUACUGCCGUUGCUGCUAAGACAGUGGCCAUAAAUUGUGUAAGACACACUGGAGCCAUUGCAAGUUCCCGAGCUGCAGAAAUAUACGGCCUGGACAUUCUUGCUGAAGGAAUUCAGGAUGAUGAUGAAAAUGUUACCCGUUUCUUGGUCCUUGCGAGGGAGCCUAGAAUUCCAGGAACUGACCAGCCCUAUAAGACAAGCAUUGUUUUCAGUUUAGAAGAAGGUCCAGGUGCACUAUUCAAAGCUUUGUCGGUGUUUUCUAUGAGGGAUAUUAAUUUGUCAAAGAUAGAGAGUCGUCCACUGAAGCAGCGCCCCUUAAGGAUUGUCGAUGAUUCAAAUCACGGGAGUUCCAAGUAUUUUGACUACCUCUUCUACAUCGAUUUUGAAGCUUCAAUGACAGAACCCCGUGCACAAAAUGCCUUAGUACAGUUGCAGGAAGUUGUCAGUUUUCUUCGAGUUCUUGGUUGUUAUCCAAUGGAUACACAUGUAUAAAAGUUCUUCAACGUCUUUAAAGUAUAGCUAGGAGCAACCGUAGACGACGCAGUUUGUUUUACUCACCGCAAGAGCGGACAGGCUACAACCAGAGUCAGAGUUUUGUCAUAGUUUACCUAGGAUGAAUGCCAUGCAGGCAUCCUCAUUUUUCUAUCUCUAUUAUGGUAUUUUAUAAUAUCAUUCAUUUGCGCAAAACGCUGUUAAAGAUCAAAGUUUUAAAUAAAUAAAAACUACAGACUCCUGGGAA